Rhinopithecus roxellana (golden snub-nosed monkey) is the source of this 1444-nucleotide messenger RNA. It is a transcript of the gene GALT, whose product is annotated as galactose-1-phosphate uridylyltransferase. Bases 310 to 1305 code for a protein of 331 amino acids. The transcript is spliced from 11 exons. The record is from RefSeq and is a predicted model, not a curated record. NCBI's taxonomy places the organism in Eukaryota, Metazoa, Chordata, Mammalia, Primates, Cercopithecidae. Gene Ontology annotation, molecular function: zinc ion binding; UDP-glucose:hexose-1-phosphate uridylyltransferase activity. Gene Ontology annotation, cellular component: cytoplasm. Gene Ontology annotation, biological process: beta-D-galactose catabolic process via UDP-galactose, Leloir pathway.
UGCAUAUUUUCCAGCGGAUCCCCCGUGGCCUCAUGUCGCGCAGCAGCGGAACCGAUCCUGAGCAGCGCCAGCAGGCGUCAGAGGCGGGCGCCGCAGCAGCAACCUUCCGGGCAAGCGGUAACUGCACCGCGGCAGGGACUCCCUGAGGCGCGGAGCCGAGCCCUCCCCUUCUUUAGGAAGCUCUCGCCCCCACCUAAGGUUGGAACGCUCAUCCCGAGCCAGACCGAUGAGGCAUACAGUCGCCUGUACCAUCAGCAUAUACGCUACAACCCACUGCAGGAUGAGUGGGUGCUGGUGUCAGCUCACCGCAUGAAGCGGCCCUGGCAGGGUCAAGUGGAGCCCCAGCUUCUGAAGACAGUGCCCCGCCAUGACCCCCUCAACCCUCUGUGUCCCGGGGCCACCCGAGCCAAUGGAGAGGUGAAUCCCCACUACGAUAGCACCUUCCUGUUUGACAACGACUUCCCAGCUCUGCAGCCUGAUGCCCCCAGUCCAGGACCCAGUGAUCAUCCCCUUUUCCAAGCAAAGGCUGCUCGAGGAGUCUGUAAGGUCAUGUGCUUCCACCCCUGGUCGGAUGUAACGCUGCCACUCAUGUCGGUCCCUGAGAUCCGGGCUGUUGUUGAUGCAUGGGCCUCAGUCACAGAGGAGCUGGGAGCCCAGUACCCUUGGGUGCAGAUCUUUGAAAACAAAGGUGCCAUGAUGGGCUGUUCCAACCCCCAUCCCCACUGCCAGGUGUGGGCCAGCAGUUUCCUGCCAGAUAUUGCCCAGCGUGAGGAGCGAUCUCAGCAGACCUAUAAGAGUCAGCACGGAGAGCCCCUGCUAAUGGAGUAUAGCCGCCAGGAGCUACUCAGGAAGGAACGUCUGGUCCUAACCAGUGAGCACUGGUUAGUACUGGUCCCCUUCUGGGCAACGUGGCCCUACCAGACACUGCUGCUGCCCCGUCGGCAUGUGCAGCGGCUACCUGAGCUGACCCCUGCUGAGCGUGAUGAUCUAGCCUCCAUCAUGAAGAAGCUCUUGACCAAGUACGACAACCUCUUUGAGACGUCCUUUCCCUACUCCAUGGGCUGGCAUGGGGCUCCCACAGGAUCCGAGGCCGGGGCCAACUGGGACCACUGGCAGCUGCAUGCUCAUUACUACCCUCCGCUCCUGCGCUCUGCCACUGUCCGGAAAUUCAUGGUUGGCUACGAAAUGCUUGCUCAGGCUCAGAGGGACCUCACCCCUGAGCAGGCUGCGGAGAGACUAAGGGCACUUCCUGAUGUUCAUUACAGCCUGGGGCAGAAGGACAGGGAGACAGCAACCAUCGCCUGACCAUGCCGACCACAGGGCCUUGAAUCCUUUUUUUUUUUCCAACAGUCUUGCUGAAUUAAGCAGAAAGGGCCUUGAAUCCUGGCCUGGAAUUUGGGCAGAUAUAGCAUUAAUAAAACUGUGCAUCUCAAACUUUAAUCAC